GCGUCGGCUAUGAUGUCAAACGGCGGCGCCACGUCUUAAAGAGAAGGGGUGUCGAGAGGGGGGGUGUCGGUUAGAGUCAGCAAAGCGGGCACUAGCGCCAAAAUACCUACCUUGUUUGUUUGUUUGUUUCUUAGUAACCUUUUUUUGUUUUUGCUUUUGGAAAAGACUGAAAGAGAAAAAGCCACCAAUCGCGCUCGGAUGUGCCUUUUUUUUUAUUUUAUUUUAUUUUCUACUUUACGGUAAAAGCAAAAAGUGUCUAAUAUGCUAAGUGAAAAACAAGUUGCCUAUGUAACGUUUAGACGAAAGCUAUAUACCAUGAAAGUGUACAUGUUUGUGGAUACAGUGUAUGUAUAUAUAUGAUAUAUAUUAUAUAUACAUAUAGCAUGUAUACACUUACUCAAUCAUUUGUAUAAAGUGACUUCUGUAUUCAACCCACAUCGGCAUCUGUUCAGUCCCAACGACGCCCAGCAGUCGGAUAAAAACAAAGAAAAAAAAACACACAAAAAGCCAUUUUUGGUUUUUUUCCUCCUCGUUAGCCAAGCGACGGCGGGCACUUAAAGGGACGUGUGCUUCACCUUCGUCACUCAUUCCGGAUUCCUGACUUUAUUUUUGGGGAGAAACACACUCGUGCACUUUAGGGCCGUCCCGUCGAGGAGCUGCCGCUGCUGUUGUGGAGUUUUUACUUUCGCUCGUCUUCUCCCGCUCGCCACAACAGCACGCUGCUUCUUGCAUUUAUUUUAAUGCUGGGUUGUUUUUUUUUUUGUUUGUUUUUUUUUUUGGGGGGGGGGGGGGUGUCUUUGCCAGGAGACCAGUCAGUAUUUGCAAGGUGGCCAUCUUUUGUUUUCUUGGCUCUCUUUGACGCUAAUGUGGCCUUUUAACUGCUUUGUACUCAUUCGUGGUCUCAUGACUAAUAAAUCACACAAGUCUUAUUUUCUACUUGGAACGCUCGCUGCUCUUGUUUCCGGAAGCUAGUGAGACAUUUUCACAAAUACGGCAGGUUCCCUUCGCUAUUCCGAAAAAUCCACUCAUAACAAUGCUUACUUUUCAUACUUUAAAACCAUCAAAAUAGGAAUUAAAAAAAAAAGGGUAAGCUAAAAGUCUUCAUUUAACAAGAAUAACAUCAGAAUAUGAGGAAAAUAAGUUUACUCACAACGUUACAUUUUAAAAUAGAUAUUUUUUAUGUUAUAUGAGAAACAAAACAAAAUAAAGAUUUUUUUUUUUGGACAAUUUAAUUGGCUUUUCUACCUGUAUGACAAAAUAGCCCUCGCAGGAAAAACCUUAGGACACCCCUGCACUAUAACAUUCCGGUCUUACACGUCAGCUCUUGUCCGAGCAUCUUCCUGCUGGAAAAUGUUGAGGGCUUUUCGAGACAGCGCCAUCAGCAGAAUUCAUAGCGGUAGCAUUGUUUUUUUCCCCCUGCAGAUGGCGCCAUCCAACUUCUUUACCAAUAGAAAUACUGGACUAUAGCCUUUUUCCUCAUAGUGGCCUGGGGUGUCUGCUUACUCAACUGCAGAGAGGACAAGGCAUAAGUUGGAUAUGAUUUGAAAAGCCAUAUAAUAAUAAUAAAAUAUAUAAUGUAUUUUGUAUAUUUCUCACCAUAAAUAUUAAGUAAAACAUACGGCUUUACCAUGCGUUUUGGGUGGGGGGGGGGUUGCCUAAAUGAAGCAUGUUCAAGCAUAAAAAAGGCUAACUGAAGUAAAACAUAAGGAAGACGUUGGGACGAUAUGCUGUAUUCUACACUGGCCACUAGGUGUCAGUAAUGUCCCAUUGAUGAAACAAUAACCACCGUACAAUAACACAAUGCUAACAAGGGUGAGCCUGCAUUAUGUCUUAUUAUUAUUAUUAUUAUUAUGGCUACAUAGGAUUGUAAAAGUGACUAUAAAAAGAAAACUUAUGUAGAAGGCCAUAAACACGAACUACCAAAAUAUUCUAUUUAGAAAUAAAGAUUCCUAUUUGGUGGAAAUUGACAUAAAUUUGCAACCGAUUAACAGUGAUAAACGAGGGAUGACGUAUUAUAUUUAUUACAACAUUGUAACAUACAGUAAGUUGGUCCAUGUGUAGCAGCUUUACAGAUGCCAUGUGUGAUUGACGUGCAAGCGUUGAUCGGUGUUUCGAGUGGAGGUGUUUCGGCUAUUUCUUGUAUUUUCUCUCCCCAAACUUCAGCUUUACAGAUGCCACCUGUUACUAUGGAGUGUCUAUGGAGGUGCGGCAUCCAUUACAGAGGAGGCUCGUAUUGGAGGAAAUGCAGUAUUUUUAACUCAUGUGGUUGGUUUCUGUCCUAUAUCCAGUUUAAAGGUCAACUUAAACUUCAGCUUUACAGAUGCCAUCUGUUUAGGAACUCUAUUAUGACUAAUUGAGGUGCGGCGUCUAUAGGAGUGGAGGCUCCCAUUGCAGGAAAUGCUGUAUUUUUAACUGCAGUGUAUUGUUUUUGUCCCAAGUCCAGGUUAAGGAUCAUAUUCAACUUCAGCUUUACAGAUGCCAUCUGUUAACAAAGUCUAUGGUGACUACUGGAGGUGCGGCGUCUAUUAGAGCAGAGGCUGCCAAUGGAGAAAAUACGGUAUUUUUAACUCCAGUGAUUUGCUUUUGUCCCAAGUCCAGUUCAAAGGUCAUCUUAAACUUCAGCUUUACAGAUGCCAUCUGUUUAUGAUUACUAUGGUGAUUAACUAAGGUAUGGUGUCUAUUACAGUCGAGGAAAUGCAGUAAUUUUAACUCCAGUGGUUUGUUUUUGUCCAAAGUGCAAUUUAAAGGUCAACUGAAACUUCAGCUUUACAGAUGCCAUCUGUUUAGGAAGUCCAUGGUGACUAAUUGAGGUGCGGCGUCUAUAGGAGCGGAGGCUCCCAUUGCAGGAAAUGCAGUAUUUUUAACUGCAGUGUAUUGUUUUCGUCCCAAGUACAGGUUAAGGAUCAUAUUCAACUUCAGCUUUACAGAUGCCAUCCGUUUAUGAUGACUAUGGUGAUUAACUAAGGUAUGGUGUCUAUUAGAGUCGAGGAAAUGCAGUAAUUUUAAUUUUCAGUGGUUUGUUUUUGUCCCAAGUGCAAUUUAAAGGUCAACUGAAACUUCAGCUUUACAGAUGCCAUCUGUUAACGAAGUCUACGGUGACUAAUUGAGGUGCGGCGUCUAUUAGAGCGGAGGCUGCCAAUGGAGAAAAUACAGUAUUUUUAACUCCAGUGAUUUGCUUUUGUCCCAAGUCCGGUUUAAAGGUCAUCUUAAACUUCAGCUUUACAGAUGCCAUCCAUUAAUAAUGUCUAUGUUUAUUAAUUGAGGUGCGGCGUCUAUUAGAGCGGAGGCUCCCACUGGACGAAGUGCGGCGGUCCUUUCUAAAGGAAGUUUAAGGUCAGAUAAAAUGUCAGCUUUACAGAUGCCACGUGUUAAGGUUCAAUGGCAGUUUAUUGGGGCACGGUGUCUACUUGAGUGGAGUGGAGUAAAGAGUCAAACGGUGCUGCAUGGUCCCUCGCUGUCCUCGCUAUCGUCCCACAGAGUUCCACUAGGCGGCGCCACCGAGAAGUUGGGUUGAGCCAGCAGGCCCGGUCCUGGUCUGAAGAAGACAACAGAUGAAGGGGAAGUCCAACAGUCAGGUAAGAUGGGUCCAUCUCACCUCAGGUUGUCCCUCACGGCCACCAAGUUCUGCCUGGAGGACGUCUGGACCGGGAUGAAGCCUUGCCUGUGGUCCUUCUCUGGAGCCGGGUUGGCCUGCAACACAAACAGUCAGCGUGUUUGCGGACGCGAUUAGCUUAGCACGAUGCUAAGCUAAGCUAAACGAUGCUGACCUGCUUAGACGGGUCGUCCCAGAUGGGCCUGAAGGCGCUGUUGGCGCGGAGCGGAGGAGAGCCAGUCCUGACGCUGACCAGCCUCUUGCUGGCCAAGCAGGAGGUGAAAAGGCUGGGCCCGUCUGUGAACGUCCUGGUGGACUUCCUUACCGGGGGGUGAGGGGUCAAUCUGGGAAUCUGCCACCUGAGACAAACGCUCCUCUCGGAAUGCUGCCGAGGCUUCAGGAGCACCGGGACCUGGUUGUCCUCCUCGUCCUCCGGCGCCUCCCUGCACAGGGCGCCGUCAGGGCUGCAGGACGUCACGGAGGAGUCGUCCAAGGCUGAGGUGUCCCCGUCCGUCGUGUGCUCCUCCAGGUCCUGGUUUCCGUGGUGGGUGUCCAGCUCCGACGCUCCUUUCCCAUUUUGCCGGCUGAAGGCGCCCCGGCCUGAGCCGCUGGUCUCGCCCCAUCCCGGGGUGUCCUGAGUGAGGAGUGGGGGGAGCCCGGAUGGGCGGAGACGCUCCAGGCAUUUCUUCCUCCUCACCGGGCUGCAGGACCAGCACUCCAGACGCAAAGGGUGGCCAACGCCGGACCCGUUGGUGAGCCCCAAAGACUCUCUGGCGAGUCGGAAGACAAGCGAAGGUGUACGGUUGUCUCGCUUGUCGUGCUCGUUAUGACCAGCGGAUGGCGGCGACACUCACCCCUGUGCUGCAGUUUCUCCUUUUGCCCUCUGAGGAGCGCCGCUGGAGAUGUUGGCAGAUGAUCCACCAGCCGUGACGUCACAGCAACUGAUGCAAACGCACACACUCAGGAUGACGUGACAACGACACAAAACGUCCCUGAGCGCUCGCUCGGUGCCCAGCAGGAGGCGGCAGUCAGGAUGUUCCUUACUGGUCCACUGCAGCAGGUUCUCACAACGGGAAGGACAAAAAGAAACCUUGGAUAUUUUCCAUGCGGCUCACCUGGAUGUGACUCAGGUAGCAGUGGACACGGGACACGGGCGACAGAAGAAGCGAAAGGACUUGGAUUUGCUCCUUUUCCGCUCGGCCACUCUGUCGGCACACAGUGCAGGUCAUCAGAGCGCCACAGAGUACACACCAGGAGGAUUGGGUCCGCUGAUCUCCAGCGAGAGGAAGGACGCCAGCGUGCUGGUGUAGGCCACGUACAUGUCCGAGAAAGAUGUCUGCAUGGUGAAUAUGCAGGCUUUGAGGCCUUGCAGGAAGCAAUGGAGGAGGGCUUUUCCUCUGCAUGGAGCCUCCGAGGACCACGCCCCUCCCGCAGACGAGCGGUCACACUGGCCCCGCCCAUCAGCUGGAUGGCUGUGUCAGAGCCGUCUUCGUCCUGCGGAGGUCGCCGUCCGUCGGCGCACAGCUGCAACACCUGACAACGCAUCACGGCCAGCUCUUCCUGUGGGGCGGCGACAGGACAUCUCAUCAGCAGGCCAGGGCGAGUACUACUCCGAGUACUUCUCCGAGUACUCACGGCUGGCUCACCUUCAGCGACUCCACCAGAGCCUCCAGGCGCACGGCUUUCUUCUGACAACGCCGCCUGUUCUCCUCCAGCUCCUCACGCAGGAAGGAGUCUCCGUGCUGGAUGUGGGCCAGGUCCAGGACGGCCCCCGUCAAGCCCGUCCGAAGCUCAGAGACCAUGCUUUGGAGCUGACGAGAGGGAUGCGAAAUGUCUCUGAAAACGUCACGUUGAAGCCAUGAGGAACGAUGAGUUUGACUCUUCAUCCGAAGAAGACGACUCGGGACAAGAAGAAUUGACUCCUUUUGACAUCUCUUGGUUGCCUUUGGCUGAAGUGGAAUCCUCCCAGUUCCUUGGCAUAUGUGCACUUCCGGGUUGCAGAUACAAAGAUAUCCGCAGGAGCCUGCAGAAAGACGUCGAGGAGCUCCACAAGCAGGGCGUGCGGGAUGUGUACGUGCUGUGCACCAGAGGCGAGCUGGCCAAGUACCGCGUGCCGUCCCUGCUGGAGGUCUACCGGCAGAGGGGCUUCACCGUGCACCACGAGCCCUUCCCGGACGGGGACACCCCUGAGCUCGAGCAGUGUUGCCGGAUCCUGGACCAGCUGCAGGACAGCCUGGAGAGUCAACACAGGACCAUCAUACACUGUUAUGGAGGUUUGGGGCGCUCUGCGUUAAUCGCCGCCUGCCUGCUCAUUCAGCUGUCCGUAACCAUGACGGCCAACAAAGCCAUCGACAUUCUUCGGGCGCUCCGAGGGGGUGGAGCCAUACAGACCAUCAAACAAUACAACUUCCUGCAUGACUUCCGGGAGCGAUACAACGCCUACCAAGAAAGCAGGGAUGUUCCUACAGAGCGCUCCGUUUCUCGAUGAGCUGCAUUCCCCUUCGCUGUGACGUCAUCGAUGAGUGCACUUUAAAAAAAUAAUCAUAAUAUAUAUAUUUUUUUCCCAGUUACGGUAAUCAAAUUAGCUUCUUGAUGGUCUGUUUUUGGAUCUUAGGAAAUGGAAGUCUGGGGCUUUUGGUACAAUAGGCUGUAAUACGUCCUUAUAUCAUGUGGUAUAAGUACAUCCGUAGCAUUGCCUGACCUUUUUUUGCUAUUUACAUUUGAAAGUUAAAAAAAAAAAAUUCAAGUCUAAAACAGAGUUGGAUGGUUUUAUUUUGUCAAACUCGUCAAAAUGUUUUUCGAGGUGACAUUUUGGGAUGUGAUAGAUGAAGAGUGUUCACCCUGCACACAAAAAUGUACACAUUUGAACACUUUUCGUUCCUGUCUGAUGGCCUUAAGUGUCUGAACAAGACAUUGAAAUAGUGAGGAGUGCUGCAAGAAGAUACAAAUAUGACACGCAAAAAUAAAAAACGUAACACUGGAGUUCUAAGUUGGCGAUGGACAAUAAACAAUAAAAGUGCAUUCAACAAAAACAGUGGUGCAGUCCAUACAGGAAGUAUGAAUGUGUCACUUUUUAUUGUUGAGUGUACUUUUUCAAUUGGUCAUGAGUUUUACACGCAGCUUCUAUAAGACAGGUGAUGUGUUCGAGUGAUGCGACGGUGUACAAGCGGUCCCUGUGCGAGUGUCUUAUAGUGGAGUUGACGGAACCAACUAGGAAAUGUCUAGCUAGCUAGUAAACACUCUUGUCGUUGUAGCACAACCCCACCAUUAACACCAUCAUUGGCUCCAUGACAAGAAGAAAAGGGGAACGGGGGAGGGGGUUCAAUAGUCCUAUGCAGGGUUCUGUCCAUAAAAUGUUGGACGGCGGCGGUGCUGUGAGCUGACGCUGCGGCCCACAGAUUCAAGAUGGCGUCUUAGUAGUGUUGCCGAUGGGCGAUGGUCUGCGGUCGCUGCCGUGUCCAGCACUGACAUCCGAGUGUCCACAUGUCUCUCGGCACCUGCUUGGCCUUUAGGAGCUAACCAGGACGUAGAUCAUGCUGUUCCAGACAAGAAGGGCAUCAAGAAACGUUCGUAUUUGGUGAGUUUACCUUUCUUUGUUUCUUUUCAAAUAUCUGGUAAUGCCAAGUAAAUAUAAACGACACGUACCCGUAGAGAUAGUAGAAGAAGGACAGGAGGUAGAAGGCGAGCUUGCACCAGCCUUCCUUCUGACAGAAGCCCAGGAUGUCGGCGUUCAUGAUGGUCGUCGGGUCGUAGAGCCCCGGACCGCUCAUCACGGGUCUGCUUGUGUACCUGCAAAGGGACACCAUCGUGUUACUAGCGAGACUGGAUGCAAUUUUUUUUUGGGGGGGUGCACACCUACCUCCAGACAUGAUAGGCCAGCAGGGGCAGGUUGAGGCAGAGCGUGAGCCACUCGGCCGCACAGAAGAACAUGACGCAGAAGAAGAAAUGGAUGAGAUACUCCGGGAGCACCAGCUAAAAAGCGGGAAAUAAGUCGUUAGUUAGGCGUUGACCUUUUGACCCAAAAAAAAACGCGGUCGAUAAAAGAGUCGGAAAAAAACCAUCAAAGUGAGGCAUCAUGCUGGAGAUGAAGCGCGCUGAUGGGACAUACAACCAUCGGCUACACUGUCACUUUAAAUAAGAACCUCCGCCAAGGCCAAACUGUUAAGUGAUAUAGUAGUGUGUGUGUGGUUAAAGAAACCGAUACUGUCAACACUUUCAUCACUAUAACUGUCAACUAUUUAUCUUUUAUUGGUGACAUUUCACAACAUUUCAAUUGUACACAACUUUAUUUACCAAGCACAGCCCGCUCCCGACAGUUGUGGCCAUGGUCUUUUAAGAUCUAGAAAGCUUUCUUUUCUGUGCUGGUUAUGGUGUGGAGCUGCUAUGUCGAGGUCCACAACUCAAUGAGCAUCAUAGUAGGUCCCGCCUAUAUAUGGCUGUGUGGAAGUAUGUGACCCUUUUCUGUUAAGGAUUUUUGGGGCAUGUAUGCAUAUACUUGUAUCUUAUACUUACCUGAAGAAAAUACUUUAUCACAGGCCUCAUGUCAAAUUAACAAUAAUUAUAAUAUUGCAGCAAACAGAGCUCUGGUGUAUAUUUAAAUGUAGGGAUCCAAAGUGCAAAAAUGCUAAUGGUUACAUCUCUCAUCUCACACAGCGUACACCGUUUAAAUCCAGGACUGCAAUAUAUCCGUGCAACGUUAUCAUAGUAUUUAUACCUAAAAAUGUCAUCCAAUACUUCUCUACAAAAGAAGGAGAAAUAUGAUCUCAGGGAAGAAGUACAUUUGAAACACUUCUAUGCUAGCCAUAGCAUUUCAGUCUGUGGAAUCAAACUAUGGAAUGGAUUGAGUAAGGACCUCAAACAAUGCACAACGAUGAGCCAAUUCAAGAAACAAUACAAGCAGUUGAUGUUUGCUAAAUCCAAGGAUGAAGAGUCUUGAACCAGUCAUGAUGUGCUAUACAUAUCACUAUAUUGACACUUACUAUGGUACCCAUUAUGGCAUU
Doryrhamphus excisus (bluestripe pipefish) is the source of this 8592-nucleotide messenger RNA. NCBI's taxonomy places the organism in Eukaryota, Metazoa, Chordata, Actinopteri, Syngnathiformes, Syngnathidae. The record is from RefSeq and is a predicted model, not a curated record.